This is a messenger RNA of Paramecium octaurelia, 474 nucleotides long. Lineage: Eukaryota; Ciliophora; Oligohymenophorea; Peniculida; Parameciidae. The record is from the annotation of a GenBank genome assembly.
GGUUAAUUAAAUAAAUGGGAACUAAAAGAAAGAGAGUGAUAAUGCAGGCAGGAUCCCUUUUGAAUCCCAUCUUUAGAUACAUUUUGAAGAUGAAUUUCGUUGCCAAUCCCACUGACAUCCAUGGGACCAGGUUACUAAGGUUUUUUGAAUGGGUUAUCCUUUAGACAUUUGCAAUAUUAAACAAUGAAUUUGAAUAAGAAAUUACAUCAACCCAACUUUGAAUCUACCUAUAGAGAGUCAGUCGAAUGCAUCUCCAGUAAAUGGGAAAUCAAGUUUGGUAAGCAAUUCCAUUAUCCUAAGUGAAUGGAUGGGAAAGGACCUUCUAUAUGAAAUAUGCUGACAUGUCGACUUUGCAUCAAACAAUAAGACAAUACAAUCAUUUCAUAGAAGGACAAAGAGCUCUCUAAGGAGAAGAUGAUGAGCCCGAUGAUACCCUAUUAUAAUAUUGAAUAAAAUAUAUUGGAGAAUAAUCAG